Umbelopsis ramanniana AG is the source of this 1399-nucleotide messenger RNA. RefSeq lists its product as uncharacterized. The record is from RefSeq and is a predicted model, not a curated record. Bases 288 to 1265 code for a protein of 325 amino acids. Lineage: Eukaryota; Fungi; Mucoromycota; Umbelopsidomycetes; Umbelopsidales; Umbelopsidaceae. The transcript is spliced from 2 exons.
CAAUUUUCGUCCCAGCUGAAUAUUCAAUUUAAUUGAGCGUUGGUUGGUAGCAUCUAGGUCAACAAAGCUGGGGUGGCUACAUACGAGCAAACAUGUGCCAUAAAAUCCGGUGUAGAUAUCCAAACCUGAAGUGUAGGUUCGGACUGGACUUUUAAAGCUGGCACUCGGUCUGUCGGUUUAUUUGAUCACUUGAUUCACAAUGUCAGAAAAUAAACAAAUGGGUCCUUCCGAAAACAAUAUAAAAGGCGUGUUCGAUAUGGCCCAGGUCCUAACCGUAACGUGUCUAAAUGUCUACCGCACAGUUCCGCUUACUAUAUCCUUCGGGAAGUGGUUCUGUAUCUAUCUCCAUUGAAGAUGGGAUACCAAAGCCGCUUAUGAAAUCUAAAGGAGGCUUAUACGAACUCGAACGGCAAUUACUACGAGACACAAAAUACAACUAUCAGGUAUUUCUUGACGACGAGCCCCAACAAAUAGAGGUAUUUGAUACUGCGUGCGCCAAGUCAAAAAGUGACCUAAGUGCUCUUCAAAACUUGAGCACUCUGUGCCUAGUUGAUAUGGAUGCAAAGGAUCAACCCAAUUCGCACGAUAGAAUUUUAGGAGGAGGCGCCGACCCUGCCGCCGUGCUAGAAGAUCCACCUGAAUUUGAUCACGGCGACAGCCAUAGUGAUAACGAAACAGUCAGCUCGGAAUUGGAUUCCCCUCUUACUCCUACACGAUUUGAAGGUUUUGAAGAAGAACAAUCUAUUCACUCUAUGUUACAUGAAAAACACGACGUAAAGAACGAAGACUACAGUACGCCUCUUAUUGACACGAUUAAUCAGGAUUCGCAGAACAUCAUACAUGUUGAACAUGCGUCGCAAGUCACCUCGGAAAUUCAAGCUGAACCAAAUCCUCAACGCAAUGUCCUGGAGACAUCUAUACCAGAGAGAAAGGAAACCGAAGAUCAUGCCGUUGACGAAGUAGCCGCCAAUGACGUGCCUAUGGCCAAUGGGGUAUUUGUCACGCCCAUGGCGCCCGAUGCAGAGGAUUACCUUGACGAUCACUGCAUUGUAGACGAUCUUAUUCAAGAACUGCGCGAGAAAGAAGAAAGUCAAAUGAAGGCAAACACUGCUGGAGAAGUCAUCACUACACAAUUGCAAGCCUUCUCAAAAUUCGGCCCGGCUGAUGUUCUUCGGCUCCAAUCUAUGUUUACUUCAUUUAUCAUGAUAAUUAUCCUCCAAGCGGUUGCAAACGUAUUCUCCUUUGCCAAAGCUUCCCUUGAUUAAGCAUUUUUCUUAUUUAGUAUUUUUAUGUAACUUUUUAUUGAUGAUUAUAUGCACAAAGUAUUGUAUUGAAUAGCGAGAAUAUAAAGAUCGGAAGCAAGUCAUUUGAUUACAUUGUCGGGUGACUUUUUAUUGUU